AUGCAAACAAGUAGCCCAACGGAGUCUGUGGCUUCUGAGCUCGAAGGAACACUUCUCAAGGACCCCGACCCUUUCUCCUACUUCAUGUUGGUGGCAUUUGAGGCGUCGGGUUUGAUCCGGUUUGCCUUGUUGUUGAUGGUGUGGCCGAUUAUUCGGUUUCUUGAGAUGAUUGGUAUGGAGGAAGCUGGGCUUAAGCUUAUGAUUUUUGUUGCUGUUUUUGGUAUUCCUGAAUCGGAGAUUGAAUCGGUGGCCAGAGCAGUUUUGCCAAAGUUUUACAUGGAUGAUUUGGAUAUGGAGGCUUGGAAAGUGUUUAGCUUAUAUGAUCGGAGGGUUGUGGUGACUAGAAUGCCAAGGGUUAUGGCGGAGAGGUUUGUGAAGGAGCACUUGAGAGCUGAUGAAGUUAUUGGUAGUGAGCUUGUUGUGAGCCGAUUUGGGUUUGCCACGGGCUUUGUUAAAAGUCAAGUUUGUUCCAAGAAUAUAUACGACCGGGUGGCAAAGGUGUUCAUAGAUGAGGAGCCGACGUUAGGGUUGGGAAGGCCUUCAUCAUCAAGUUCUUCAUUUCUAACACUAUGCAAGGAACAAAUGCACCCACCAUUUACCCUGACCAACCAAAAGCAUGAGCAGCAAGUCCUCAGACCACUUCCGGUGAUCUUCCACGACGGCCGAUUAGUCAAGCGCCCGACGCCCUCAACGGCCCUUCUAAUCCUACUAUGGAUGCCCCUAGGCAUCUUACUCGCCUUCAUUCGGAUAGUCUUGGGUUUGAUAUUGCCAAUGACUUUUAUUCCCUACAUAUCCCAACUAUUUGGCGGCAAAAUAAUUGUGAAAGGGAAACCCCCACCGCCAUUCUCCGGUGGCAACUCUGGCGUGCUCUUCGUCUGCACUCAUCGAACACUAAUGGACCCCGUUAUCCUCUCAAGCGUACUCAAUCGUAAAAUUCCAGCAGUCACAUACUCAAUCUCUCGAAUAUCGGAGAUGUUAGCACCAAUCCCCACCGUUCGGUUAACCCGAGUUCGACACAUGGAUGCCGAAAGAAUCAAGCUUGAACUAUCCAAAGGGGACUUGGUGGUUUGUCCUGAAGGAACAACAUGUCGUGAACCUUUUCUCUUGAGGUUCAGUGCACUCUUUGCUGAGCUUACGAACCGAAUUGUUCCUGUGGCCAUGAACUACAGGGUAGGGUUUUUCCACGCAACCACGGCGAAGGGUUGGAAAGCUUUGGAUCCCGUAUUCUUCUUCAUGAACCCUAGGCCUGUUUAUGAAGUUACGUUCUUGAACCAGUUGCCUAUGGAAGCCACGUGUUCUUCCGGAAAAAGCCCUCAUGAAGUUGCAAAUUACGUGCAGAGGAUUUUGGCCUCCACAUUAGGGUUUGAGUGCACUAACUUCACUAGGAAGGACAAGUACAAAGUGCUUGCUGGGAAUGAUGGAACCGUUCCGUAUAUUUCAUUCGUUGAUCAACUUAAGAACAUGGUGAGCAUCUUUAACCCUAAGACCACGAAAGAAUAA
Messenger RNA from Prunus armeniaca (apricot), 1500 nucleotides. Lineage: Eukaryota; Viridiplantae; Streptophyta; Magnoliopsida; Rosales; Rosaceae. The record is from the annotation of a GenBank genome assembly.